Messenger RNA from Suncus etruscus (white-toothed pygmy shrew), 2954 nucleotides. It is a transcript of the gene TESK2, whose product is annotated as testis associated actin remodelling kinase 2. Gene Ontology annotation, cellular component: cytoplasm; nucleus. Gene Ontology annotation, biological process: protein phosphorylation; actin cytoskeleton organization. The transcript is spliced from 11 exons. Gene Ontology annotation, molecular function: protein serine/threonine kinase activity; ATP binding. Lineage: Eukaryota; Metazoa; Chordata; Mammalia; Eulipotyphla; Soricidae. The record is from RefSeq and is a predicted model, not a curated record. The coding region runs from base 335 to 2008 and encodes 557 amino acids.
GGCGUUUCUGUGGCUCGGGGCAGGGGAAGCCUCGGGCGCAGAAGCUGGCGGCGGCUCCUCGGCCUCGACUUCUCCCGGCCCCGGCUUCGCGGGCCAUGGCUGUCGUCUUCGCCUCGCCCUCCGCCGCUGCCAGCCUCGCGGAGUUGCCGGCUUCCGCGCGCGGGACCCCCACCGCCUCGGCGGGCUAAGGGCGCUGCCGGACGACUAUGCUCGCGCGCUCAGCCCCGCUCCGGCUGCCCCGUCCCGCCGCAGUGUCAAACUGGAAGAGAAGUAAAUUUCAGCCAAAAAAUAUGUGUGAAGUUUUUUCUUAAAAGAAGAAAAAGUUGUUAAAACUAUGGAUCGGAGCAAACGAAAUUCAAUUGCUGGAUUUCCUCCACGAGUGGAGCGUCUGGAAGAUUAUGAAGGAGGUGGUGGAGGGGAUGGGAACAUGACCCAGGUGGAAAGAGAUGAAACAUCUUCGUAUCGAGCUCUGAUGAAUGCCUUUUCUAGACUGACACGAUUAGAUGACUUCACAUGUGAAAAAAUAGGGUCUGGGUUCUUCUCUGAAGUGUUCAAGGUACGACACCGAGCUUCUGGUCAGGUGAUGGCUCUUAAGAUGAACACACUGAGCAGCAACCGGGCAAACAUGCUGAAAGAAGUGCAGCUCAUGAAUAGACUCUCCCAUCCUAACAUCCUUAAGUUCAUGGGCGUGUGCGUACAUCAAGGACAAUUGCAUGCUCUUACAGAGUAUAUGGACUCUGGAAACCUGGAACAGUUGCUAGACAGUAACCAGCAUUUACCCUGGACUGUGAGGGUGAAAUUGGCCUAUGACAUAGCAGUGGGCCUCCGCUAUCUUCAUUUGAAAGGUAUUUUCCAUCGGGACCUCACAUCUAAGAACUGCCUGAUAAAGAAGGAUGAAAAUGGUUAUUCCGCCGUGGUAGCUGACUUUGGCCUGGCUGAGAAGAUCCCUGAUGUCAGCAUGAGGAAUGAGAAGCUGGCUGUUGUGGGCUCACCCUUCUGGAUGGCACCGGAGGUUCUCCGAGAUGAACCCUACAAUGAGAAGGCGGAUGUAUUCUCUUAUGGUAUCAUUCUCUGUGAGAUCAUUGCUCGCAUCCAAGCUGAUCCGGACUACCUACCCCGCACAGAGAACUUCGGGCUAGACUAUGAUGCUUUCCAGCACAUGGUGGGAGACUGUCCCUCAGACUUUCUGCAACUCACCUUCAAUUGCUGUAAUAUGGACCCCAAACUCCGCCCAUCAUUUGUGGACAUUGAGAAGAUUCUGAAGGAAAUUUUGAGACACCUAAAGGAAGAAGAGCUGGAGGAAAGAAAGCUGCAACCCACAGGCAAGGGACUUGAAGAGAAAGGAUAUGGAAUGAAGCGACUGAGCUCAUUGGAUGACAAGAUCCCUCCCAAAUCCCCACGCCCACGACGUACCAUCUGGUUGUCUCGAAGUCAGUCAGACAUCUUCUCCCAUAAGCCCCCUUAUACAGUGAAUGUCUCAGAUCCCUACUACCAGCCACGAGGUGGUACUCCACGUACUCACAAAGUCAAUCCUUUCAGUGCUCGUCAGGACCUCAAGGGUGGCAAGACCAAAUUAUUUGACCUUCCCAGCAAGUCUGUCAUUUCCUUGGUAUUUGACCUGAAUGCACCAAGGUCUGGAAAUAUGCCCUUGGCUGACUGGCAAGAGCCACUGGUUCCAUCUGCUCGACGAUGGCGUUCUUUGCCUGGCUCACCAGAGUUCUUGCAUCAAGAGGCUUGUCCAUUUGUAGGCCAAGAAGAAUCAUCUGAUGGGCCCCCACCACUCCUCAGUAGUCUCAAGUACAGAGUAAGAGAGAUUCCGCCAUUUCGAGCACCUACCCAACCAGCUGCUCCCACCCAUGAGGACAUGGACUGUUCCAGUCCUCAGGAAGAAAAUGGAUUGGGACCCAGAUCUCAGGGGCCAAAUCCAUGCCUUCAAGGUGCCUCUGAAGAGAUGGAGGUAGAAGAAAAGCCAAGAGGCAUGGCUCCGCUCCCCUUCUCUCUCUCUUAGGCAUUAGCCUAAAUACGUAAAAGUGUGGUAUAGAUGAGAGGGCUGUUUCUAUCACCUGUGAACUGAAGCCACGGGGGCCCCUGGAUGCACAGGCUUGAUUUUCUCUGGAACCCAUAGAGCAACCAAGCCAGGCUUAACUUUGGGGUUCUAGUGACUCUGUGUAAAGGAGGGAGCAGUGAGAAACUUUCCUGAUUAGGGCCAAUAGCUGAUACCAAGCGUAUGAAAUCCAGCAAAGCACUCUGGUUCACACCUGAGCCCCCAAUACCUUCCCAGACAGGACCAGAAGACUGCUAGUUCUAGUUUGUGCUGGCAGGCAGCCGGUACCCCAGGUUCUUCUACCCUGUCUCUUGCCCUUUCCUGGGCCAUAUAAGCUACUAGAUGGAACCUAGAGCUGACCAGGAGGCCAUAAAGGAUUGGUUAUUUCUCACACCUAAGACUGGGGUGCUUCUUGCCAGUUAUUAUGUCUAAGACACUUGAAUACUUGCUGUUUGCACUUACUGCACAGUCAGACCACAUCACUACAUUUCUAUGCAAGGAGAGGGCAAGCCUCGUGGUGGUCAUGGCUCUUAGCUAACCUAGACAAAGAUCUUUUCCAGUUGAUUAAUCUAUUUUCAUAUUUAUGAAGGUGUCUUACUGUUCUGCCCUGUAAGACUUUCAACUUUGUGGUUGGAAGUGGGGCUGGUUUUGUAGGCCCUAGGGUCUGCUUUAUGUAUUUGUCUAAUAUGUGAAACACCCAGUUGGUUAAAUGGUUCACAGAGGAGCUGAUUUUCUUCCCUUCAUGCUAUAUGGAUGAAGCCACAGGAAGUCUGUCCUUACAGUAUCGCAACAAGAAAUAACCAAAGAUGAAGCUGGUCAAAUAUUUUCAUAACUUGUUUCUGUUGAUUAUUUUUUGUAAAACUUUCCCAAUAUACUUUCUGAUUAAAAAAUAAAGACGGCGUUACAGGGA